This is a messenger RNA of Syngnathus acus (greater pipefish), 3203 nucleotides long. RefSeq lists its product as uncharacterized. Bases 1 to 2178 code for a protein of 725 amino acids. The transcript has 2 exons. NCBI's taxonomy places the organism in Eukaryota, Metazoa, Chordata, Actinopteri, Syngnathiformes, Syngnathidae. The record is from RefSeq and is a predicted model, not a curated record.
AUGGAGCGGCUCAUCAAACCGGAAGCCAUCGUGGAAGCGGUGAAGGCUCGCGUCAGCCAGAUCUCCGCUCCUCAGAGAGCCCUACUAGUGGCUGGUACGCCCGACUCCGAGACCAAGGCCAUCCUGGUGGACACAAUCACCGAGGUGAUCCAAAAGAUUACGUCAGAUGUGGUGAAACACCUGCAGCCGGUGUUCAUCGAGCACCUGCGGGGUCACGCGUCCCAGGCGCAGGUAGACCUGGCAAUCGACCGGUGCAGCCCGAGGCUCAGCGAAUGCAUAACAAAGACCUUCUCAGCCGCUCUGGACGACAGCCCACCGCAGAAGUGCGAGGGCGUCAUGGAGCUCACUUCCCUCAUGGAGUCCGAGGUCAAGCACCGGGUAAACUCAGCCUUGUCGGUGGCCAAAAGCACCACUGAGUGGCCCUCGGAGCCCACCCUCCUCAUCCGAGGCACCAUGUCCAGUGUGGCUAACCUGGCCUCAAUCUUCCGCAAGGCCGUGGAAUACUUCCGACACGUGUUCGCGCGAGCUCGAACCCCGCGCCAGUUGCUGUGCGGGAGCUCUAACAUGAAGGUCAAUGAGAUGACCGACUGUGUCAAGCGGAUCCUUCUGAAGUGGUCCAACCCGAAGGAGGCAAAGGCGCCCGACAUGGUGGACCCGGUCACGUUGGAAGACGCGCACUUAGCGGCGGUCGAUAUCACCAAGACCAUCACCCAGGACACGUACGGCGGCUCCGGGGACGCAUGCGUGCGCGACGAGGCCCGCAUUACUCGCUUUAACCUCAACUGGAAGCUGAUCUUAAAGAAAGUGAAAAACUUCUUUAAGAAUCUGGAGAGGCAGUCUGGGGUGGCCGGCAAAAAAAUGCGGCGCCUGCGUUUCUUCCGAUUCGCUCGUAUGCAGUUCGCGCAAAUGCUUGGCUCGCUCAAGAGCUCCUUCAAGAACCGAGACGCGUGCCUGGUGUCCCUCACGCCGGACCGCCGUUCCCGAAGCGACGACAGCGGCAACCCAAACGUCGUCAGCAGUGACGGCCCCAAGAUGCCGGAGCUCCGGCCCGCCUAUCGGACCAGCACGCUCGCCGUCCGGCAGUCCCAGCACCCGGUCUUCAACUUCGAGUCCAUCCGGGAGAACGUGGAUAAAUUAUACAAUGAGUUCUCCCAAAUGGAUCUACCGGACCGGGCUGGGAAAGUCAAGCGGUACAUUGACGAGAAGAUCGGGAGUUUCUCGUCAGGCCUCACGUCCCAAUUGUACGCGUACAUCAUGUCGUGUCAGAAUGACGUGUACGAGGUGCCGUCGGGCCGUCCGAAGACACCUUUAAUGGACACGGUCCUCUGGGGCCGACGGGGUAAGAUCCACUGGGAUCAUCAGAUCUUCUCCCCGGAGGUGCUGUACGCCAUGACGGAGGACGCCGUGUGGCGGUUUCUGCAGCAGCUCUUCCUCUGGCUGGAGAUUGAGCCCGCCGAGGAAACCUACACGGACGAGGUGUCUGGCGCGCUCAUGGACAUCAACCAGCUGGUGGAGAAGGCAAUGACCCCGGAGACCAGUGCCAGCGAAGAACUCCGCCCAGAGGAGCAGGUGGUCCCCAAACUGGACUUGGAACAGUCCUCGGAAGCUUCCGCGUCAACGCCUCGCACCACCAGCCCGGAGGUCCGAACCCGCACGGCGGAGGUACGCACAACCACCACACCGAAAUUGCGCAUCGGUACCACGUUGGACACGGGCAACACCACCGACGAGGUGACGUCCGAGCCGGAGGCCGAACCCAUCCCGCAGGAGUUGCAAGAGAAGCUGACGCGCCUUCUGGUGUACACGCUGGUGAUGCAGCUGGACCAGAGGUUGCAACGAAAGCGCAAGACGGGCGUCGACAGCCUCGUCCUCGUUAUUGAGCGUCUCCUCUACCGGGCCCUGGAGGAGAUCAGCCCCCGCCACAUCGAGGACAUUCGGACCUUGGGGAGCAUAAACCAGGUGGUCACGCCGGUGGUGAAGGACCUCAUGGUGGAGUUUGGCACCCCGCACAGACUGGCGGAGGCUGUAUUUGCGGAUGACCCUUUGUUCGAUGACGCGGUUUUCCGGCACCUCAAGAGUCACAUCAGUGCCCUCAAAGAGCCACCCAAGCGGGCGAACAUCUUCUCCCUUCUGGUCAAAGCUAUGACCAUGCUCCGCUUCAUGGGGAGUUCCCAUUGAAGUCACUUCCUUGAUGUGGAAGUCCAUACAGUAUAUGCUGCACCUGUUUGAUAGGUUGAACAUCGACAUGACAAACCACCUGUACCAGCCAAUUGGCUUAGGUACACCUGGACAAAAUUUAUUUAAAAUAAUGCUCAGUUCUGAUUGACACUGCCAGAGGUAAUGAUUGUAUUUAUAUUGAUUAUAGUGAAGAGUUGAUGCAAUACACCAUUAAUAACCUCAUUUAGCUACACGAGGCUCGAAAUAUUUGACAAGGCCCACAGUGUAGGGCAGACACCUACAGAUUAUAUAACUGAUUACAAUAUGGAUGUAUCUCAGACUACACAUCACUGAGCAACAAAAUUUCAAUAUGCUCAAUUUAUGACCUUCACAGAGGAAUCUAUUUGGUCUAUGUGCCCCUUAUGGCUCCUUAAUGGGUCCUUAAUUUCCAGUGGUAAAAAUCUUCCCAAACUCAAAGGCAAGAGCACGAGCUUUUGAUGUGGUCAUUCAUGCAGUUAUGAAAACAAAACCGCCCCACACAGUGACCAUGAAGUCAAAGUAAAACAAAAUAUGCAGUUCAUUUAUUUUGAAAAUUGUGCUUUUAUGUGCACACUUGUAGCUGCUCGUACAAGAGCUACGAAUUGUUUUGCGGUCUUGAAAACGUAGAGACAUUUUUGCUAUAUUUAGCUAUGGUACAACAAAGGAGACAAAAAAAUAACAAGCAGUCCCAACUUGUUUCUGUACCAAUACAACAAACAAAACAAUGUUUUUUCUAAAGACAAACUUACAAGUUGAUUUUAGCAUGUUAGCGUGGCCCUCGACAAGCGUUCCAGUUUCUCAUGUGGUCCCUUUGCAAAUUUAAUUUCCCACCUUUGGUGUUGCAGGAAAGCACACCACUGUAAACUACAGUAAUAAACCUUUCUGACAGUGUCAAUUAAAACAGCAUACAGGUAUUUUGUACCGAAUUUUCCAGCAUUGAGGCCAGUAAGUGCCCAUGGAUAUUUAUUUGAUUCAUUAUAAAUCCAACAUUUUUCAUUCAGAUAUUA